Molecule: messenger RNA, 1250 nt
Organism: Ixodes scapularis (black-legged tick)
Lineage: Eukaryota; Metazoa; Arthropoda; Arachnida; Ixodida; Ixodidae
Exons: 7
Coding region: 1-1209 (402 amino acids)
Source: RefSeq, a predicted model, not a curated record
AUGCCAAAGGUCCUUGUUAAAAAUGUGUUACUUAGGGUAGACGAUGUUGUUGUCAUUGGAGCUGCCAGUGAAGCACCCUGCUUUUGCAAGAUACGCGACAUAGUUUCGUUUGAAGGUCAGGUCUUCUUGAAGUGCCAGCUCCAGACCACAACUUCCUAUAUGGAAAAGAGAACUCUUCCAAGUAUGCACUGGUCUUCUGAUAAUCUGCUGCCCCAGUUCUCAUCAGUGGUUCAGCCAUUACUGAAAGGAUUGGAUAUCAGCGAAAAAGACCACCGUCAAUGCUCCAAGCAGCUCCGCCACGAGCUCAUUCAUUUUCUUAACGAGAAUAAACUAAUUCAAGAUGGGAAUUGUGCCAUGCGGCGAUGGAAGUACUUUGCAUUAGGAGAGUCACUCGCAUCAACUUACCCAAACAUGCUCUGGGAGGAGGCCCGAAAAGACAAGAAAGGGCGAACUAAGUCACCGAAGAGUGUGUUCAUGACCAAACUGUCUGAGGCAAGACGGCACAGGGCUCACAGGUGGGCAGCUAGAGAGGCUGCUAAGACUCCUGUGGUUCAGAAUGCAGUUGUGCCACCAGAACUGGAUGCUGAAUCUGCAUCAAACGAGCUGACAGCACUUAGUAAAGCUCUUGGUCCAGCUGGUCCAUUCAACAAAGAAAGGCUGUUUUUGCUGCUGCAUGCCACGCUCGGGGAACGCAAGACCAGUCCUGUGGCUUGUCUGCCGUGCUACUUUCUUAAUGAAGAUAUUAUGACUCUAGAGGCAGAGCUAAGGUUUGGCGACAACGUGGCUAAUCUUUUGCAGAGACUAUCGAAGGUUAAGCAACUGGUAUCUACUAUCUGUAACCGGCAGAUGGACUUUGCCGAGAUCGACGAUUACCUUAGGGGAAGACAUGCUAAAUGUGCACUCAUAACAUUGAGCGACGUCUCCGCUGAGGACACAGCAUCUCCUGGCCCAAGGAUCUUCUGGGGCAUAUCGACAAAAAUCGUCUCUUGUGGAGGGCCUGGCGAAAUCAUCGAGCUAAAUGACGCUACUUUGGAGAAGGCUCUACUCCUUUGCCUAACGGUGUAUUAUGUCAAGGACAUAACAUACCCCUCGGCAUUUGCGCAAACGUUGGGGCUCGUGCAAAGUGCGAUAAGCAAUGGUGAAAAAUUUCCCCGCUGCUGGGCUAACAGCAAGCUCGUAAAGAUUCUCGAGAGCAUGAAGGUUACGUAAAUGUACAUAUGUUUACUGCGGCAAAGUCACUGCAGGUGUUA